This is a messenger RNA of Enterobius vermicularis (human pinworm), 735 nucleotides long. Lineage: Eukaryota; Metazoa; Nematoda; Chromadorea; Rhabditida; Oxyuridae. The record is from the annotation of a GenBank genome assembly.
AUGUUCGUGUUAGUGCUAAUGGAAGACGUGGUUCGUAUAAAACCGCACCAAAUGGGGCAGGACGUGGAAGAGGUUGUUACAGCGCGGCUUAAUGAACUGCUUUCUAAUAAAGUCAUCCCCGGAGUUGGUCUCUGCAUUUUUUUGCACGAUAUUCUUGAACUAGGAGACGGGUACAUUUUACCAGGUGAUGGGAGUUCCCAUGUUCGUGUUAAGUUUCGCUUUAUAGUUUUCCGCCCAUUUGUAGACGAGAUCAUAGAAGCGAAGGUGCUUUCGAGCAAUAAGAAUGGAUUAACUUUGACAAUUAAAUUUUUUGAGGAAAUUUUUAUUCCUGCUCACAGAUUGCCCCAAACGUCGGUUUUCGAGGAAGAGGAACAGGCAAGUCUUUUUAUUGGUUUGACUCACCCUUUUAGGAACUACACUCUCCCACUUACUCGCUCAUUCGCUUUAGAAGCUUUGGCGUUUAGGGGAUCCGUUUGGUAUUGGGAGUACGUUAGUGAUGACGACCAACCUCCCGCAAAAUUGUAUAUGGACCCAGGAAAAGUUGUGAAGUUUCGAGUUGUAGAAAAUUUAGACCCCAUGGAUGUCGACCCAAGUGCCGCACAAGAAGAAAACAAAAAAGAAAAGUCGUUUGAAAUCAUUGGCUCAAUGGCAGAACUAGGAUUAGGCUGCGUUGCUUGGUGGACAAGUGAUGAAGAUGCUUGUGCUGAGGCCGAAGACGAGGGGGAGGCAUCUUGA